UAGUGAAGUUGCCGUUCUUUGUUAGGUCAGUUUCAUUGUCGGUUUCAAGCUUGGGGUAAACUGACCAUACGAGGUGGCCAAGGUAUUAAGAUGGACUCGCUGAAAGUCUUGCUGGUGCUGACCUCAUCUCUGGCCCUAGCGGCGGGGGACUUUGUCACAGUGUAUCUGUCACAGAAUCAGGGCGUUAAAGGCGAUACUAAAAAACUACGAGACGGAACGGUCAUCAGCAUCUUUAAAAAUAUUCCUUUUGGCGCCUCCACAGCUGGUGACACACGAUUUGCAGAGCCGAAAGAAGCACAGCCAUGGACUGGCGUUAGAGAUGCAUUGGCUUUCGGUGGGCGAUGUUACCAGAUGAAUGAAUCUCUCGCUCCGAAAUGGCAAUUUGAGACAGAGGAUUGCCUCAACCUCAACAUCUACACACCAGACAUCAACGGGUCUCUUCCCGUAAUGGUUUUCAUACACGGUGGAGGGUUCGACUCGGGUUCGGGCUCAUACUCGUUAUACGAGAGCUCCACCCUCGCAGCGAACGGUGUGGUAGUGGUUACAAUAAACUACAGGCUCGGCCCCUUCGGCUUCCUGUCCACAGGCGACGAUGUCAUGCCGGGCAACUACGGGCUUCUGGACCAGGUGCUCGCCUUGAAGUGGGUCCAGAAGUACAUCAGAGAGUUUGGCGGGGACCCCGACGAGGUAACCAUCUUCGGAGAAAGCGCGGGCGCUGCCUGUGUGUCCUUGCAUGUGUUGUCGCCCCUUUCCAAAGGGUUGUUUAAGAGAGCGAUUAUGGAGAGCGGCGACUCACUGAACGCAUGGGCAGUAGAAAGGCCGACCACUCUAAUCAAGUCCGCAGACUACGCCAAAGCUAUCGGAGCCAGGGUAGGAUGCAAUCAGACUACUUCCCAAGCUUUUCUCGACUGCCUCAGAGGCGUUAGCGCUUACUCUUUGAUGGUGGCGGGAGAAAACGUGCAAGAAGAGCUCGGCGUGGAGAUCCUCGCCACUCCAAGAGUGGAGACGAAAUUCGGCUUUCUCCCGGAGUAUCCAGAAGACCUUCUGGCUAAAGGCGCUUUUCAAAAAGUUGACACACUCAGAGGCUACAAUUCUGGCGAAUACGCUUUCGUUAUUACAGAUGACGAGAAUGAUGGCGUUACUCGAGAGGAGUUUGUCAAAUACUUUCUUAAAAUUACAGAAAACUACGCCUUCGAAAAUAGCACCCUUGAGGAUCUUAAGGAAAUAAUUGAUGCAGAAUACUUAAGGAAUGAGACCGACAAGCUUGCUUUGAGAACCAGUUUGAUUCGAGGUCUUACCGACCUCCUGUUUGCAACAGCACAAGUUCUAGAUCUUGACAAACUCUUGGCCCACGAUUACGGGAACACACAACACUACCUCUACCAGUUCAACUAUGUCGUCGAGUCGAUACUAAACUUGCAGAGCCUGAUGCCCAAAUGGAUGGGCGCCACCCACACGGGCGAGCUCCCUCUGGUAUUUAGGGACGAAUCCGCCUUCGCCGAACUCCUGUCGACCCAGAAUCAGAAAGACGUCGGACUCCUCACACAGAAGCUUUGGACCAACUUCGCCAAAUUUGGCAACCCCACCGAGAAUGCCACCGCUGUGCAAUGGGCGCCAUACACCACAGCGAAUAGGGAGAUGAUAAUAAUUGAUGUCCACCCCAGUAUGUCUUCCUAUCCCAGGCCCGACUUCGUGCCAAUCUAUGAAAAAAUUUUGGCUCUUUUCAGAAAUAAAACAGACCUCGCUUCUAUUCUAGGCUAAUAGAAUAUUGAAUCAAAAGGAACUUGAAUAAAACUGAACCAGUGACCUCUAGUUUUUAAAUUAUCACAUUGACAAAACUACAGUCUUAACAAUAAAAUAUUACAAAUUAAUGUUCAAAAUAA
Biomphalaria glabrata is the source of this 1883-nucleotide messenger RNA. RefSeq names its product cholinesterase 1-like. The record is from RefSeq and is a predicted model, not a curated record. Bases 91 to 1761 code for a protein of 556 amino acids. Lineage: Eukaryota; Metazoa; Mollusca; Gastropoda; Planorbidae. The transcript has 2 exons.